Drosophila eugracilis is the source of this 1932-nucleotide messenger RNA. It is a transcript of the gene Ir84a, whose product is annotated as glutamate [NMDA] receptor subunit 1. NCBI's taxonomy places the organism in Eukaryota, Metazoa, Arthropoda, Insecta, Diptera, Drosophilidae. The record is from RefSeq and is a predicted model, not a curated record.
AUGAUUAAGUUGCAAGUGAAAGUUAUUUCUUGGCCUUUUAUAAUUUUAACAGCAUUUUUACGCGUGCUGCAAAUUGAAAGCAUAAAUACCAAUUUCCUUGAGCUGGCAGCCUUCGAGGACUUUUUGCGUUCGGAGCACUUGAGCCAGGUUCUCGUGGUCCGAGGCGGUGAUGCAGAUGGCGACUGGCAAAUUGAAUGCCACCAGAAAUUGUUGGCCAACUAUCGUGUGCAAUUUUACCGGCCAGGAAUGUCGGCGAAUUUCGAGGAUCUCAUGUUCUACGGGUCUCCGCGCAUCGCAGCCCUGGUGCUGAAUUUCGAGCAUGUCCUUGUGAGGCGCUUCGUGCUCGGGGUGGCCUCUGAGGCCGGAUACUUUAACAACUCGCUGGCGUGGUUUAUGCUCGGUUCUUGCCGGGAAUCUCUGCCAGAUGAGCAGCUGAUUGAGCAGCACUUGAGUGGCUACAGCAUGGGCAUUGAUGCGGAUAUCACUGUGGCCUUGAGGGGUCAAGAUAAUACAACUUGGCUGGCUUAUGAUGUAUAUAGGAUCAGUCAGAAGGUGCAAACUCCUCUGAUAAUUGAAAAGAAGGGAGAAUGGUCUUCUUCUGGAGGUUACCAACUCUUGGAGAAGUAUAAGAACACUUGGGUCAUUCGGCGGCGCAACUUCCUCAAUGUCACUCUCUUAGGCAGUACUGUGUUGACAGAGAAACCUCCUGGAUUGGAUGACAUGGAGUACCUGGCGGACGAUAAGCAGCUCCAGCAAUUGGAUCCCAUGCAGCGGAAGACCUAUCAGUUGUUUCAACUCGUUGAGCGCAUGUUCAAUCUCAGCUUGGCCAUCAGAUUCACGGAUAAGUGGGGCGAGUUGCUGGAGAAUGGCAGUUGGUCCGGAGUGAUGGGUCAGGUGACGAGUCGCGCGGCGGACUUUGCCGUGUGUCCCGUCCGCUUUGUGCUGGACAGACAGCCCUAUGUCCAGUAUUCAGCGGUCCUGCACACCCAAUACAUCCACUUUAUCUUCCGCCAUCCACGUCGCAGUCAUAUCAGGAACAUAUUCUUCGAGCCGUUAAGCAACCAGGUGUGGUGGUGUGUCCUGGUUUUGGUCACUGGAAGUACUCUCCUUUUGCUGCUGCAUGUGAGGCAGGAGAGACGACUAACCCAUAUGGAGAAUCGCUCGUCAUUCGUUUGGUUCACAAUGCUGGAAACCUAUCUGCAACAGGGGCCCGCCACUGAGAUCUUUCGCUUGUUUUCAACUCGAUUACUGAUCAGCCUUAGUUGUAUAUUCAGUUUCAUGUUGAUGCAGUUCUACGGCGCCUUUAUAGUGGGUUCCCUGCUCUCUGAAAGUUCGAGGAGCAUCGUGAGUCUGCAGGAACUAUACGAUAGUAACCUGGCUAUCGGGAUGGAAAACAUAUCCUACAACUUUCCGAUAUUCACCAACACAAGUAAUAAGUUGGUAAAGGAUGUGUAUGUUAAAAUCUGCAGAUCUGGGGAGCACAAUAUCCUAACCUUACAGCAAGGGGCUGAGAGGAUAAUUCAAGGACGCUUUGCCUUCCAUACGGCUAUCGAUCGUAUCUAUAGGUUGCUCCUAGAUCUUCAGAUGGAUGAGGGAGAGUUUUGUGAGCUGCAGGAAAUCAUGUUCAAUCCUCCGUAUGACUCAGGAUCUGUAAUGCCCAAGGGUUCGCCAUGGAGGGAGCACCUGGCCCAUGCCCUGCUCCACCUUCGAGCUAGCGGCCUAAUGCAAUAUAACGACAAGAAGUGGAUGGUGACUCGUCCGGAUUGCAGCCUGUUUAAGGCAUCGCAAGUCGAAGUAGAUUUGGAGCACUUUGCCCCGGCACUUUUUGCCUUAGUACUGGCCAUGAUGGCCAGUGCCUUGGCCUUUCUAGUGGAACUCUUUCUGCACUGGCUACCGGACUUUCAACGGAGGUUGGGGGCCAUGUCCACUUAA